AUGUCGAACCCCCUUGUCGAUGGUGGUAUUCCCACCCUGAAUGGCGUGCACCCGUCUGAGUCAAAUGAAAAGGUGACGACAAUUCCCAACCCGGAAAACGACCAGGCGGCUGCUUCGGAGCAAUCGCAAUUGCAGGAUCUAGUUAACGGGGACAAUAGCCAGGGGCGGCCUCAAAUGCCAGACCGUGAUUUUGAUUCCAGCAUCUCUACCAGCAAUGCCGACUUUGAUGAUCUGAUGGUCUCUAAUGGUAAACCCAAUGGAGUCCACGACGGACAUGCCAAUGGUUCGGCAAAAAGCUAUGCCGCAGUUGCUGCUAAAGGAGAACAAAACGGUGGCAAAAACCAAGAUGCAGACGAUCUUGAUAAAAGUUACGCCGAUGUUGUUGCAAACCGAGACGCGAAAGACAGCAGAGGAAUCGAUGAUUGGACUUACCCCAAGCUGCCCAUUACCGCCCAACCCAAGGACCUCAAAACUGCGAGCUGGCGCGCUGGAGGAAUCCGCUUCGCGCCUCUACGAGUGCCCAUGAGGCGACGAUCACAGACAGCAGCAGUCUUGUUUCAUUGCAUGUCCAUUGCCACAUUUGUCUCGGCUUUUUGGUUAAUUUGCGCCAACCCACUUGCCUGGCCUAUUAUCAUCCCUUACCUAAUUCAUCUUGCUCUAUCAACUGCUGGUACUAAUGGAAACUUGACAUACCGCUCAGAAUGGGUUCGAAACCUAAAGGUGUGGAAGCUUUUUGCUGGAUAUUUCCCCAUGAAGCUGCACAAAACGCACGACCUACCUACCGAUAGGAAGUACAUUUUCGGAUACCAUCCCCAUGGUAUUAUUUCCCAUGGUGCCUUUGCCGCUUUCGGUACUAAUGCCCUUGGGUUCCGUGAGCUCUUUCCUGGCAUCACAAACACGUUACUAACUCUCGACUCCAACUUCCGCCUCCCCUUCUAUCGCGACUAUAUCAUGCUUCUUGGUCUGCAGUCAGUCUCGAAGGAGUCGAUCUGGAAUCUCCUUUCCAAGGGUGGACCUAAGAACGAUGGCCGAGGCCGUGCUGUUACCAUCGUUGUUGGAGGUGCCCGCGAGUCGCUCGAAGCUCAACCAGGCAGCCUUCGUUUGAUCCUCAAAAGCCGUAAGGGAUUUGUCAAGAUGGCUCUUCGGGCCGGGGCCGACCUCGUUCCUGUUAUCGGGUUUGGCGAGAACGACCUUUACGACCAAUUGAGCCCGAAGACGCACCCAAUCGUUCACCGGAUCCAAAUGAUCCUUCUCAAGGUCUUCAAGUUUACUGUUCCUGCUCUCCAUGGUCGUGGUGUGCUGAAUUACGAUGUUGGUCUUAUGCCAUACCGCCGGCCAGUCAACAUCGUGAUGGGUCGACCCAUCCAGGUUGACAAGGCUCAUGGACCUCAGCCAGCUCAGAAGGAUAUCGACGAGCUGCACGAACGUUAUGUCCAAGAGGUUGAGAAGUUGUGGGAAACAUAUAAGGAUCAGUUUUCAGCUGAGCGUAAGACUGAAAUGGAGAUUAUUGCCUAA
This is a messenger RNA of Fusarium poae, 1515 nucleotides long. RefSeq lists its product as uncharacterized. Bases 1 to 1515 code for a protein of 504 amino acids. The transcript has 3 exons. The record is from RefSeq and is a predicted model, not a curated record. Gene Ontology annotation, biological process: triglyceride biosynthetic process. Gene Ontology annotation, molecular function: diacylglycerol O-acyltransferase activity. Lineage: Eukaryota; Fungi; Ascomycota; Sordariomycetes; Hypocreales; Nectriaceae. Gene Ontology annotation, cellular component: endoplasmic reticulum membrane.